AAGCUUUGGUUGCGAAGGAAGUCUAGAUACAGGACACACGCAUUGCUGCUUUGAGCUCCAAGCAGACAAGCAUAGCGGCGGCGCCUUUGCAACCCCCUGAUGAACCAUGAAUGGCUGGCGUUGGGUCCGAGGAUAACAGAACAUAACAUAAGACAACAUAAUCUAACAUGAUACAACAUAACAUGAUACAAUACAACAAUAACAGUGAGGAUGAUCACAGAGAACGACGGCCCAACCAUGAGGAAUGGAGCUACAUAUAAAGCUAGUCAACAGCAUCUCGUUCAUCGCUUUAAGGAAACUUAGAAACAGAUUAUUCAGUCACCAACACCAAAUUACGAGUGACUAUGGCAAGUCGGACGUCUAGUGGCAGGAGAUGGUACCAAGGCGUGCAUCAUUCACAACCACAGCAACCCCGGCAACAGAACGAGCAACGGCACCAGCAAAGCCCGCCACAACAACAGCAACAACAUCAACAGCAACAACAUCAACAGCAACAACAUCAACAGCAACAACAUCAACAGCAACAACAUCAACAGCAACAAUAUCAACAGCAGCAACAGCAACAGCAGCAACAGCAAAGCCAGGGCGGGUUUUCUAGGGAUCAGCAGAAUCAAUUAGAUCGCCAGACCAUGCAGAUUUUCAAGAUGACGGUGGCAUCGGUGACGCAGUGUCUGCAAAAUACCGUUAAUGACGAUAACUUCAUGAGGGGAUUUCGAGCUCGCAUGGUAGGCCCCAAAGGCGUGCGCGGUCUUCUUGACAAGCAAGGACCGACGGAACACGCUACACCCGGCUUGGACAGGCUAGAAAAACAGUUCAGGGCUGGGGUUGGAUUGAUGGAAAAGCAGGGUGGGCAGGCGGAAUCUGUGUUGAAGGCCAUGGAGGAACUGGUAGCCCUGUUGGGUCGAAAAAUAGACAGCUGGGAGGCUGUGCUCAGCGGUUUCGCGGCAUCAUUUGCUGCUGACCAAAAAGAUGGGAAGAGAGGGAAAACGAAAACGCAAGCCAGUGACACCACUCAAAGGAGGUCAGGGCGUAUUGCAAAGCAACGCACGCAGGGCGGGAAACGCGUUAGGUGACGGCGGCGCACUGGCGUUUUUGGAGGUCUUGAAUGAGUGGUACACGUAUCGCCCUUUACAGUACAGAAGACAAGGAUGAUAAGCAAAUCGACCCACUGUUCGAACGAUCUCGUAGUCCGCAUGGAAGUCUGUAUUCAACUGGACGUUUUCCGUUGCAGGUCACGCCAGGCACGGGCUGAACAUUAGUAAAACUCAAGAUCCAUCUUGUUCUUCAUUGGCGCUCCUCCCCGUUCUUCGUCUAGCCAUUGCUUGCGACAUGUUUCCUCGCGA
Colletotrichum godetiae is the source of this 1343-nucleotide messenger RNA. RefSeq lists its product as uncharacterized. The transcript has a single exon. The record is from RefSeq and is a predicted model, not a curated record. Lineage: Eukaryota; Fungi; Ascomycota; Sordariomycetes; Glomerellales; Glomerellaceae. The coding region runs from base 345 to 1073 and encodes 242 amino acids.